Dunckerocampus dactyliophorus (ringed pipefish) is the source of this 3992-nucleotide messenger RNA. RefSeq names its product Ras association and DIL domains 2a (gene radil2a). The record is from RefSeq and is a predicted model, not a curated record. Bases 517 to 3774 code for a protein of 1085 amino acids. The transcript has 16 exons. Gene Ontology annotation, biological process: signal transduction; substrate adhesion-dependent cell spreading; neural crest cell migration. NCBI's taxonomy places the organism in Eukaryota, Metazoa, Chordata, Actinopteri, Syngnathiformes, Syngnathidae. Gene Ontology annotation, cellular component: microtubule. Gene Ontology annotation, molecular function: GTPase binding.
AAAAAGUAAAAGGCGUCAUUCGAAACACACAAGAAAGGCAAUACAAGAAAAAAAAUUUGAAACCACCUACACAUGGCAGCUCAAUCAUAUUUACACCUUAUUUUAAGUCAACGUUACAAAUGACCAGCACGACUCGCGCGUGCGUGUACCACUUUCUUCCCGCCUCCUCUUGGGCUCGUGCGUGUGAUGCUGCAGUGACGUCACCAAAGGGGCUCUGGCUCGAGGCGGCGGCAGGUUGAGUACAGUCAUCAGUGGUCUUCUUCUUAACCGGACCUUUUUCGGGACCAGCGCGGCCCAACAUGGACACACGCCGGUCGCUGACUUUUCCUGUCUUCCAUAAUCAUCUCCCCAUGUGAGGAAAAGUUAUGAAGUUAUUGAAUUUGUGAGGGUGUGUCGUCAUUACGCUAGUCUUGUGCCAGCCAGGAGGGACAAGUUGCGUCCUUGGUGAUGUUGUCUUCGUAGGACAUUUUGGAUGAUAAUGCUGCUAGAAGCUUCCAGAGACUUUUUUGGAGAAAGAUGAUUAGCGAAGAGAGAAGCAGCCAGGUCAAUAAACAAGCUGUAGUGGGUUUGUUGAUCCGCUCCCCCAAAAAGAGACUGGUCCAACUGGGCCGGAAAGCCAGCAAUGGAUCAGCACAGUCCAACAGCUCGGUCAGCACCGUCCGCUCCACAGAGAGCACAGGGGUCCGGCAGCCCGCUAAGUCCAAAAUCCGCCGCCACAACAACCGCCUCUCAAGCGUUUUCAACCGCAGUCCCAACCUGAGGGAUGGCGCUCGCCGCAGCCCCGCACCCGGCCACCCGGGACAAGAGCAGCUCCAGGCAGAAGAUGAUCCGGCUGAGCUGUCCUGCCAGGUGUCUGUCCCGGGGAUCCUGAAGAUCUUUGGCAGCGACAUCUGCCAGGGGACCAACUACAAGAGUGUCUUGGCCACCACGCAGUCCAGCUCUAAAGAACUGGUGAAAGAAGCUCUGGACAGGUACUGUCUGGAAAAAGAGGAUGCCUGUGACUACGUGUUGUGCGACGUGAUUGGCCAGACAAGUGGUGAGACCAAGUGGAGGCGGGAAUGCUUCCGUGUGGUGGGGGACAACGAGAAGCCCCUGGUGCUGCAGUCAUUGUGGAAACCUAAAGAAGGUUUCUCCAGACGCUUUGAAAUCCAGCGGAGGUCCAGCGUGGAGGAGCAGAGCUUGAAGGAGCGGGACACGGUGACAGCAGGCAUCAACGCUCAGGCCCGGAAGCUGCAGAAGAACCGCUCCAGAGCCACCUCGCUCUUUGUGGACGGGAGCGUGGAGGAUGUGGACGGGCUGGACUUCUGGAGAAGCUUGAGUGAGAUGGACCUGAGCAGCAUGGGGAAGGAGGCCAGCGCAGACCUCAGAGAGGAGCAGCAGACCGAGGCGGACAAGGUGGUGGCGAGGCUUGACAUGGAGAAGGAGGAGACGGAGAGCAGCGAUGACAACAGCACUCAGUAUUCCAUUCAUCCACCUUUUGACUUCCCCUACUUCCUGCUCCUGCACGGCUACUGCCACAGACAGGAUUUCAUCAUCUACCUGAUGAGCGGCAGCAGCACGGUGCUGGGCUGCUGCAGGGAACACUGCAACGGAGAUGAUGAGGAGAGCUUAAAAGUGGACAUCUUGCUCUUCGCUCCUGACGUGUUUCCUCAGCACUGCUGUGUCAAACGCAUGGACUCGGCCGGGGAGCCCAAAAAGACGGUGACCGUGCUGAAACCCCUCCACGGCGCCCUUGUCACCAGAAAUGGUUUUGUCCUGAAGGAGGAGUCCGAGCUCCACCCUGGCGACCUGGUGGGCUUAGGGGAGCACUACUUGUUCAUGUUUAAAGAUCCCACCAGUGCAGCAGGACGCCUGGAAACCCCUCCUUGGAUGAGAAGACUGUGUCCCAGCUCAGACACUCAUCCGUCAUCCACCUGUCAAUCAUGCAGCUCACCUCCCACCAUCAACACACAUGCUUUCCCGCCUCACUGCAGCGACCCUCAGGUUCUGCUAAGCUAUGAGCUUGAGCAGGAGGAAAAAGUCCUGCAAGAGAUCAUGAAUAUGUUGGAGCCCAGUGGACCAGCACCAAAGCUGACAGCUGCCUUCCUGCUCAGCCUCUGCAUCCAACACUCCGCCUCCACCUUCCAGCUGAGUCACUUCCGACAGCUGCUGCUACGCAUUGCAGCACGCAUCCAGCACGUUGUCUGGGACAAGACCAAGGAGCUUGCAAGGAUGCAGACAGAAAGCAGUGCUGAAGGGAAGCUCCUCCUCAGAACUCAAGAGCUGAUGUCAGGCCUGCGGCCAUUGGCCCUUUGGAUGGCCAACUCCAUCGAGUUGCUGUACUUCAUCCAGCACAGAGUCCCUCAGCUCAUGGCCUGGAGGCGGGACCAGAACCAGCAAGGUCUGAGGGACGAGGAUGUGUCCUGCACCCGCUCAGCCUGUGAGGAGGCCAUGACGGUCCUGGAGGAGGUCAUCAUGUUCACCUUCCAGCAGUCUGUCUACUAUCUCACCAAGAGUAUGUACUCAGCUCUGCCGGCGCUGCUGGACGGGAACCCCUUCUCUGAGAGUGGACAACUGCGAGUGCCGGACGGGCUGAGCAGCAUCCUGGAUCUCCUGCAGGAAGCUCUGCAGCUGUUCAGCAGCUUCCAGGUGCACCCAGACAUCUGCUUGCAGCUGUGCGCCUACCUCUUCUUCUUCAUCAACGCCUCGCUCUUCAAUGCGCUCAUGGAGAGAGGGUCCGUGGUUGGGUUCUACCAGUGGUCUCGAGGUGUCCAGAUGCGGGCCAACUUGGACCUGCUGAUGGACUGGGUCCACAGCGUCAAUCUGGGCGACGUGGCCAGCGACUUCUUCCAGAAGCUUUCUGCUGCCAUCAACCUGCUGGCUACGCCCAAAGAAACUCUCCUGCAGGCGUCGUGGUCGUCUUUGAGGGCGGAGUUUUGCUCGUUAAACACGGCCCAGCUUCAGCACAUGCUGACCCAGUACAACACGGGGAAGAACCGACCCAAUAGGUGGAAUCCUGAACCGGACCAUGCGGAGGAGGCGGCCAGGACGGCAGACAUCUUGGAGAACUUUGAGCAGCACCCCCCACUCAUCCUCCCCAGCAGAACCUUCUUUUUGGACCCGGGAGGCAGCAGCAGCCGUGACCCCGCCCUCCUGGAGCAGCUGGCGCGUCUGAGAGCGGUCAUAGGUCAGCACCAGGAGAUCCUCUCAGCGUGCAGCAGAACCUGCCAAAGUCCAGUCCGCCAGGACCAGGACCCCCCCUCUCAGGCCACACCCACUGAGACCCCAGUUUGCCAUGGUGACCUGAUCAGCUGUCAGGAGGUUCUGAUCCACAAAUUGAAGAGUCUGCAACUUGACAGCCCAAAGAACCACCAGAAGAACCUUCAUCUGGACCCCUCCUGCCUUCUGACACCGCCCAACACCCCCCAGGGCACACAGCUGGAGGCGGAGCUUCAGCAGGGUGCUGAAGAAGAAGAGAAAGAAGAAGAGAGGGAAGACGUGUUCACUGUGGAGAUCCACAGAGGACCUCACGGUCUGGGCCUGGCACUCGUAGACGGCACGAAGACGCCGCUGAGGAUGAGCGGAAUCUACGUUAAGUCUCUGGUUCCCGAGUCUCCCGCCGCGCUCUGUGAACGACUCAAGACGGGAGAUCGGAUUCUGGCGGUGAAUGGCGUCAGCUUGGUGGGUCUGGAGUACAGCAUCGGCCGGGAGCUGAUUCGCUCUUCAGGAGACUCGCUGAGACUCUUAGUGGCCAACAUGGACGCCAACAAGAACUCACACUCCACCAAAUGCUGAACAGGAAGUCAAGCCUGCUUCCUGCUUCCUCACACUUCCUGUUUCUCACACAUGAAACAAAAAAAGUAAUCCUACAUGAAAAGUGUUCAAAGUUCAUCUCAGUAUUUUAUAUGGUUAAAAAGUUAUUUUCCCGCUUUGUAUUUAUAAACUAUUUUCACACAUUGUAAUAUUUAUACAAGUCUUCUUCUACAUAUAAAUAAAUCUUAUUUUGUCUUUGA